UGUGCAUCCAUAUAUCAUUUGCAUACGAUCUAAAAUCUUAGACGCCACAUCAUUUUCAUAGCCCAAGGUUUGCUUUCGUACAUCGUGGACCAUGUUAAACUGCUUGUACGCCACUCUUAUUGCGCUCAUCAUAUACCAUGAGGCGGAUGCAGGAAAGCUUACUCGUCAAUGUAUAGCCUCUCAAGGUAGAUGCGCCCAAACAAAAGAUUCCACUUGUGAGAGUAGUUUUGGUUCAGGAUGGAAAGAGACAGGCAAAUGCUGUAACAGAAAGCCGUGUUGCGUAUCUCAGUGUAUUCCAAUCGACAGUCUAAAAAAUGGAUCUGUAACAGUAACAGGAAGAAAUGAUGGAUUAACGGCACAUUUUGCAUGUGAUGCAGGAUUUGUACUUGUUGGAAACGAAUCUCUCUCAUGUAAAUCAUCAGUAUGGCAUUGGGAUAUUCUACAAUGUGUGAUAAGGGAUUGUCCUACCACGGUGGCCUACUUUCGUGGGUAUAAGUACACGUUCCGUUGUUCAACCGUUUCGCAAUAUGUUGCGAAGGGUAGUUGCAGGUCUAACGGUGGACAUUUGACCAGUAUUGAAAGUGAAGACGAAAACAAUUUUAUAUUAGUUGUAGCUACACUAAUAAAAGAUCUGCCCAAUGCCAGAGAAAGACUGCAAUACUGGAUUGGCCUAGCAUAUGAUGACAAUGACCAGUCAUAUAAGUGGGAGUCUGGUGUACCUUUUAACUACAGUGAUUGGUCACAAGAUCUACCAAAUCCACCGCAACCUGAUAAACUAGAUGCCAGUGGUAGACCAGGCCACGACGUUAAGUGUGUUGUGCUAGACCAGAGCUAUUCUAAUAAAUGGCAUGACGAUAAGUGUUCAUUUUGGAGGAGAUAUAUCUGCAAAACUAAAUUGACCUGAUUAUUGCCAGUUUGUGAGAGCGAUUUGAAUUUUCUGAGGGAGACAUGCUAUCUAAUAACUUAGGAGCCAAACAUGGAAUAUAUUGCAUUUCUAAUAAAAUAUUG
This is a messenger RNA of Mytilus trossulus (common blue mussel), 1008 nucleotides long. RefSeq names its product brevican core protein-like. Bases 92 to 904 code for a protein of 270 amino acids. The transcript is spliced from 8 exons. The record is from RefSeq and is a predicted model, not a curated record. NCBI's taxonomy places the organism in Eukaryota, Metazoa, Mollusca, Bivalvia, Mytilida, Mytilidae.